This is a messenger RNA of Saprolegnia parasitica CBS 223.65, 1287 nucleotides long. RefSeq lists its product as hypothetical. The transcript has a single exon. Lineage: Eukaryota; Oomycota; Saprolegniomycetes; Saprolegniales; Saprolegniaceae. The record is from RefSeq and is a predicted model, not a curated record. The coding region runs from base 1 to 1287 and encodes 428 amino acids.
AUGAUCAUCUCCAAAGACGCGGUCGCGACCACGGUCGUCGCCGUCGCUGUCGGCCUCGCAAUUGCCCAAGGCGUCGUCGCUUACCAAGUCUCCAACGCAUGGCUCGUCUCGCUAUUUGAGGUCGCGCACGCGCAGGCCGCCCGAGCCGCCGCCAUCGUCCUCUUCUUGUUUGCUGCGGUCGGGCUCUGCUCGCUCGUCCAGCCGCGCGUGCGCCGCAAGGUGCAGCUCGUCGUCAUUUUCAUGUUUGUGGCCGCGUACGCCAGUCUCUUUGCCCUCGUCCUGGAUGGAAUUGCGCUCGUCCAGACCAACAUUGAAGUGACGGUGCUCUUCACGUCGUACCAACAUCAAGUCGACACGCUACUCAACCUGGAGCCGGGGACUGUCUUUUAUUGGGCAGAAGACGCGGGGUACCUCGAGUGGCUCCCCGGCGGCCUUUUCGCGACAAGCCCCCGCACUGCCUACGCGAUUGUCCCCAACUGGGAGCUCAUGGAGGCGAACUACUCCAAGGCGGCGGCAAGGACGUUUGAUGCUGCGUACUGCCUCGGCCAAGGCAAGACCUUUUGCGACAAGCUCCCGUUCACGUCAUCGAUCGCGCUGCCGGGCAUUUGGCGCAACAAGAACGCCACGCGCGCCGUGACCGCAGCGCUGGCGACCUUGCCGACGACCUUUGCCAACGUCCCAAUCACGCACUCGACGACCAUCAACAGCUUCUGCGCCCAAGCCGACGCGACGGCGCUGGCGCUGUCCCGCAGCGACAACAUGACGCUCCGAGACGUCUGCGUCAGCUGCGCCGAGCUCAUGAAGCCGAUGCCGACGCAGUACGCCGACGUCGCCUCGUACAUUCAGACGACGUGCCCGCUCACGGUCGCGCGCAGCGAGGGCCUCUUUUGCAUGGCGAGAGCGCACCCUUCCGACGCCUGGACCCCGAUCGACGCGGAGACCAACCAACGUCGCAAAAUGUGGGACGACGACACGCUGCCGUACGGGAAGCCGUCGAUGAGCGAGUGCUUUGGCCAUACGCUCCAGGCCCCCGCCCGACGUGACGCGCGAACACUGGCAGUUGUUCUUGGCGUGCUCCUUCUUCUCAACGCCGUUGUUUUUGUCUUCCUCUGGCCACUGCGCCAAGCCGACACGACGUGGGCGUCGCUCAAGCGCGGGGUGAAGCAGCUGCGGGAGCGCUUGCGUCGCGACGAGGUGUCCAUUGAAGCCAUCACCAACGACGUCCAACUCGUCGAGUCGGGCCCCCUUGCUACCGACAACGUUGUGGGUUGCCGCACGGCUUCGUAG